Ceratitis capitata (Mediterranean fruit fly) is the source of this 809-nucleotide messenger RNA. RefSeq names its product 60S ribosomal protein L18 (gene RpL18). Gene Ontology annotation, molecular function: RNA binding; structural constituent of ribosome. The coding region runs from base 88 to 654 and encodes 188 amino acids. The record is from RefSeq and is a predicted model, not a curated record. The transcript is spliced from 3 exons. Lineage: Eukaryota; Metazoa; Arthropoda; Insecta; Diptera; Tephritidae. Gene Ontology annotation, biological process: translation. Gene Ontology annotation, cellular component: cytosolic large ribosomal subunit; ribosome.
GUCAGACAGAGAAUUUAGAAACUGUCAAAACACAGCAGUAAUACCAACUACGUCUCCUAUCUAUUCUUUCUUUUUCCGGUCGCCACAAUGGGUAUUGAUAUCAGCCAUAAAUACGAUCGCAAAGUUCGCAGAACUGAGCCGAAAUCCCAGGAUGUUUACUUGCGCCUUCUUGUCAAGUUGUACCGCUUCCUGCAGCGUCGUACCAACAAGAAGUUCAAUCGCAUCGUCUUGAAACGGCUCUUCAUGAGCAAAACUAACCGCCCACCAAUGUCUCUGCAGCGCGUUAGCCGUUUCUUCAAGAAAGCAGCUCAACCCGAAGCUACAGUUGUUGUCGUUGGCAGCAUAACCAAUGAUGUGCGUCAAUUGGAAGUGCCCAAGAUGACGAUUUGCGCUUUGCAUGUUACGCAAACAGCUCGCGAGCGUAUCAUUAAGGCUGGUGGCAAAGUUUUGACUUUUGAUCAACUUGCACUUAAAUCUCCCACUGGCAAGAACACACUACUUUUGCAAGGUAAACGUACAGCACGUACCGCAUGCAAACACUUUGGUAAGGCUCCUGGUGUGCCACACUCCCACACCCGACCAUAUGUGCGAUCAAAGGGUCGCAAAUUUGAACGUGCUCGUGGUCGUCGUUCCAGCUGCGGUUAUAAGAAGUAAACAAUCUUAUUUGUACGUCUAUGCGUUUAAGUUAUAAUAGAUUGUGUAGAACCGCGCUAUAAGAAUUUGUGGUUAUAUAUAGUGCAUAUAUCAUCUCGCGCUAUAUAAAUAAUACAAAUAAAAAUAAUUACUUUUAAUGUUUUCCAAACGUAAAA